UGCAUCCCACGUGCUCUUUAUAAAGGAAUGAAUCACUAUCAAGAAUCCUGCAAAGAUGUGACGUGACGACGCUCUCAAUUGAUUCAUUUCAUUCUAAUCUCUUCCAAGCUCUCAACCCUGCUAGCCACAGAUCAACUGGUAUCACAUCAUCACAUCAUCUUAUAAGCAACAAUGUCCACCACCACCACAUCAACAGUCACUACGACUGUCAUCACGCCUCAACGGCCGCUCUAUCCCAUUGGCAUCCCCGAGAAAUUCUCAGCCGACGGAGUCGUCCAGCGCUUCCCCGGAAACACCACCGUCUGCCAUGUUCCCGCCGACUCUCCUCUCCAGCCCGGCAUGAACGCCCUCCACGCAUCUCUAAGCUCCCAUCCCGUGCUCUCCAAGCUCGUCCAUCUCUUGCCCAAGCCUUCAUGGCACAUGACCGUCGUCGACGGCGUCCGCGACACAGAAUGCGAGCCCGGCAUGUGGCCUCCCGGAAUGGAAAAGCUUCCCCUGGACGAGUGCACCCGCGAAUUCUCCAAGAAACUGAGGGCAGUCGGCCUGGAGCUGGAAAAGGAAGGCCUCGCACCGCCGUACAAGAUGCGAGUCCGGGGCUUUGAUCCCGCUGUUAUUGGCAUCGGGCUUGAGAUUGAGGGAGCAAACCCAGAGGAGGAGAAGCGCUUGCGACGGCUGCGAGAUAGAGUGAGCGAUGCGCUGGGCUUCAGGGCGCCGAACCACGAGACGUACGGCUUUCACAUCACCAUGGCGUAUCUGAUGAGGCACAUCGAUGGCGAGAACAGGGAUGCGCUGAACGAGGUGUUUGCGCAGCACUUGCCGGCGCUGCAGCGAGAGUUUGACCUUGGGCCGCUGGAGUUCUGCACGUUUGAGAACAUGUAUGCCUUUCACAGACUGUUUUAUCUUGGAGAGCAAGAUUAGAUAUCUAUUUAAAGUCCUUCUUGUUCACAUAAUUACUUAUACACAUACAAUCUAAUAUGCUCUUUGAAUGCACCC
This is a messenger RNA of Trichoderma harzianum CBS 226.95, 993 nucleotides long. RefSeq lists its product as hypothetical. Bases 172 to 918 code for a protein of 248 amino acids. Lineage: Eukaryota; Fungi; Ascomycota; Sordariomycetes; Hypocreales; Hypocreaceae. The transcript has a single exon. The record is from RefSeq and is a predicted model, not a curated record.